This is a messenger RNA of Zymoseptoria tritici IPO323, 1545 nucleotides long. RefSeq names its product Ca2+-modulated nonselective cation channel polycystin. The transcript has a single exon. The record is from RefSeq and is a predicted model, not a curated record. NCBI's taxonomy places the organism in Eukaryota, Fungi, Ascomycota, Dothideomycetes, Mycosphaerellales, Mycosphaerellaceae. Bases 1 to 1545 code for a protein of 514 amino acids.
AUGCUCGCCUUGAGACCUGUCGAAGUGAAUGGACUCAUCAGCGGCAUACACGGAGUUGUGAAGACCAUGGACAAGAGUCAUGGGUCUGAAGAUCGACGCUUGAUCUUCACAGACACGGCACGGACCUCACAGCAAACGACCAUGACCCCGAGUCCAACCAGACCAUUGACCACAAAUGCCUCGGACCUUGACCACGCCACACCUCGACGGCUACCCACGCUGUCCUUCAAGAUUGGAGCGAACGACCAUGCCACCACCGAUGAAUCGCACCGGACAAACGAACCUUCAACCCUCGCAUCUCGCACUGCACUAUCCUCUUCGAAGUCCUCGCCCGUGAGAAUCGGCGACUCGGCACCGACAAGCAAGAAGUUACCCAAGCCUGUCCCAGAACGAAAGUCCUCCUUACGUCAACCUCAGCGUCAACUUAGGAAGAAGAAGAGUUCGAGCGUACUCGGCUUGCUCGCGUUGAAAGAGCCCUCCACCGUAGCCUUUGAAAAAUUCGCCGAGCAGGAGCGGAAGAGAGCUGGGCGAAAAGGCGGAAAAGCAGCAGCGGUCAUAAUGCCUGGUGUGUCUUCUCAGAGACUACCCGAGCAUGUGCCCAAGGUCAACAGCAAGUGGGAUGGUCUGCCUCCGGUGAUCAAGAAGAAGGACAAUGACAGAUUGAGAGACACCAGAUGUUCGACGACAACGAUGUCAUCGUACGGAUCAUCAUCGUAUACUGCUCCGACAUCCAACCCACAGGGUAAAGCUGGGUCGUCGAGGAAAGGAACCUUUCUAGACCCACCCUCGCCAACGUCGGGCGACUUCAACAACGAGGCCUUUCUAUCGACUCCCUCACCUCCACUCUUCUCUCACAAGCCUAAACUACCAGACUCACCUCGCCAUGACUCGGCCACAACGUCGCCCUCCGCAGACAUCGCUCCUCUUGAAGAUCACAGGCUCCAUACGGCCGAGACUUCCUGGUUCAGUGACGCCGAUGAUGCAGAGACUAAUUCCGGCGUCACCUUCCUCAAUGCUCUCACGGCACUUCAUCCGAGCCAGCCACACGUUACAUAUACCAACUCUCCUUCUGCACGAUCCGUGUCGUCAACAUCACUGUCUCCAACGGAUUCCGACCCCAAAAUGGCCUCGACAACGUCCUCUGUUUGGAACGUCUUGCGAUCCUAUGCCGAAAAGCCCAAGACCGCAUCAACAACUUCAUCUGCUUCUGGCGUUCUGCGAAGCCUGCCUGAUCGAACCGAGCCGCGAGCUGUACAGCGUGUCCAUCGAGAGGAUGUGCGCGUACCGCAAGGGGUACAAACAGAAAGGAGUGGUGAGAGAAUUGGCUCGCGAAAUGGACAGGACGUCUCGGCGAUGCGGCAGGCGGAUGUGUUGCCGUGGGAAAUGUUCGAGCCGCCGCGCGAGGGCGAAGGAUUGGUGUCGGCGGCGAGCUCGAUUGUUCGAGGAGGGAGGCAAUUCAACAUUGGCGCUUUUGGGAAUGAGAGUGGGACAGCGAACGGCGGAGGAAGGCUGAAGAGAUUCGGCAGGACGUUUGGAAGGAAGUAG